Molecule: messenger RNA, 1503 nt
Organism: Rotaria socialis
Lineage: Eukaryota; Metazoa; Rotifera; Eurotatoria; Philodinida; Philodinidae
Source: the annotation of a GenBank genome assembly
AUGGUAUUACGACUUCCAAAUAACAGAUUCCCUUUUAAAGUACAAACUGAUGCAUCCGACGAGGGAAUCGGUGCAGUAUUAUUGCAAAUCUAUCCAGAGGGAGAUAGACCUAUUGCUUAUCUAUCGAAGAAAUUUACUCAAGCACAACGCAAAUGGUCUCCUAUGGAACAAGAAUGUUAUGCAUUUAUUUGUGUAUUAGACAAAUGGCAUAAUUAUUUAAGUGGAAUUAAAUUUACAUGGGAAACUGAUCACAAAGCAUUAGCACAAUUAAAUAAAACAGCACAAAUUAAUAAAUGGUGUGAACGAUGGAGAUUAAAAAUUUUAGAAUAUGAUUACAAGGUGAAAUAUAUUCCUGGAUUAACAAAUUAUAUGCCUGAUUAUUUAUCACGAUCUCCAGUUGAUGACGCUGAAGAAGAUCCUGAUGGAAUAUCAUUUUUCACUUCAAAAUCAACACAAACUGAUCCUGACUUUAUUAAUUACCAUUUACCUAUAGUUACUGCUGUUCAAACUCGUGCUAUGAAAUUACGAAAUGAAGUUAUAAAUGAUACAGAAGAUAGCACAAAAUUAAUCUCAGAUUCUCUAAAUACUUCUAUUAAAGAGAAUCGAAUAAUUCCAUUUUCAAUGGAACAAUUAGGUCAAGCUCAACAAAAUGAUAAUUAUGCAAAAAAUAUUCUGAACAACAUCAAGAAUUAUAAAAAUUAUACAGUAAAGGAUAAUAUUUUAAUGCGAAGAUCGAAUCCUCCAGUUCCUUAUGUACCACAAGGUGGUCUACGACGAACAAUCUUACACACAUAUCAUGAUACGGCAGCAAAUGGUGCUCAUUUUGGAAGGAAUAAAACUUUACACAAAAUUAAACAACGUUAUUUUUGGCCAUCGAUGUAUAAGGAUAUUAAUAAUUAUAUUAAAUCAUGUAUUCUAUGUGCUCAAUUCAAUCCUCGUCGACAAAAACCUCCUGGUACAUUAAAACCAAUUAAACCUCCUGAUGGAGUAUGGCAAUUAGUUUCUAUGGAUUUCCAUGGACCGAUUAAUCCAACAUCACAACGUGGAAAUAAAUAUAUUAUAUCGUUUACAGAUGUAUUAUCAAAAUUCGUUGUCACGAAAGCUGUACGUGAUAAUACAGCUCAAACAGUCGUGAGAUUUCUUAAAGAAGAUAUUAUUGCAAAAUUUGGAACACCUCGCUGCAUACUUACCGACAAUGGAACUCAUUUUACAUCAACCGUAACGAAUGAAUUAUUUAAACAAAUUGGUACCACACAUUUAUAUUCAACGCCAUACCAUCCACAAACAAACGGUCAAAUUGAACGCUACAAUUCAACUAUGGAUGCUAAAAUUGCAGCACUAUCGAAUUUACAUAAAACUAAUUGGAAUGAUCAAUUACCCUUCGUUACAUUUAACUACAAUACUUCGAUUCACUCAUCAACCAAGCACAUACCGUUCGAAAUGAUGUACGGUCGAUCGCCCGUUCUACCAUUUGAUCAUCAAGAUAUCAACGUUACACUUUAA